GUCAUAGUUCACAUAAUGGAGGAUUUAGAGAUGCUGCUUUAAUUGCUUCUAAAUUAUGGAAAAAUCUUAAUUAUGAUGAACAAGAAUAUUAUGAAUUAAUUUCACAAUUACGUCAAUUUGAAUCUGGAUUAAAUCCAUAUGAUUUACCUUAUAUUGAAAAUAUAGAUACUCUAGAUUUAUGA
This is a messenger RNA of Funneliformis mosseae, 182 nucleotides long. The record is from the annotation of a GenBank genome assembly. Lineage: Eukaryota; Fungi; Glomeromycota; Glomeromycetes; Glomerales; Glomeraceae.